Messenger RNA from Pantherophis guttatus, 969 nucleotides. The record is from RefSeq and is a predicted model, not a curated record. Lineage: Eukaryota; Metazoa; Chordata; Lepidosauria; Squamata; Colubridae.
GCGGAAGUUCGGAGCGCCGUCGCCUUAGCAACGCCUGAGCGACGCCGUCCCUCGUGAAGCGGCCGCUGCCAUGGCAGAAACGGCGCCGCCUUUGACGCCCACCCCGACCCCGACGCCCACCCCGACGCCCUUGGCCCGGCAGAGCAGCGCCCCCAGCCCCGCCAGGGCCUACCACCUGCGCCCGGCCUUCCACCACAGGUUCCGUUCUUCCAUCGUGAAAGAUUGCAUCCGUGAAGUCCUGAAGGAGGAGUUGGCCAACGUACAGUACAACCCAGAGGAGACCGGAACCAGAACCAAAGUCUUAUCUGAGCUGAUCCGGGACAGGCUGAAAGAUAAAGGAUUUAACCGAUAUAAAAUAGUGGUGCAAGUAGUGAUCGGAGAACAGAGAGGCGAGGGAGUGAACAUGGCUGCCCGUUGUUUUUGGGAUGCUGAUACCGAUAACUACGCUCAGGAUGUUUUCAUCAACGAGAGUCUCUUCUGUGUCGCUGUGGCCUUUGGCUGUUUUUUCUACUAAUGCCGGCUGCAAGUUCCAAGAAGAACGGCGUUCGUUUUGAAGAUCCUGAAACAGCAGGAUUACAGACUGCUUUUCCUUUCCUCCCUGUGUGCCUGCACACUCAUAUGUAUAUAUAUAUAUAUAUUUGUAUAUACCGAUAGUCCAUUGUAUGAAAUAUAGCUUCCACAUGACAUUUUUAAGAUCCCCCAAACUCCUGCUAUUGCUGUUGUGUAUAUAAAGAGAACUCCAGCACAAUUCCCCUGGAAAUGGAGAACAGCCGCUGUUCGGUUUCCGGUGGGUUGCAUACAUAAUUUCCCCGUUGUGUUGCUCUCUGCGCUUAGCGACAUCUGUACAUGGUACCAAAUGUGGCUAUUUAAAUACAGCUGUUAAACAAAAGUUAUCCUUAUCCUUGCAAAUCCAUUGCACCUGUCUCAAUCUAUUCUUAUAUUUUGAAAUAUCAUUGGGUUAUACUAUAA